Beta vulgaris subsp. vulgaris (sugar beet) is the source of this 2462-nucleotide messenger RNA. Its product is annotated as K(+) efflux antiporter 4. The record is from RefSeq and is a predicted model, not a curated record. Bases 200 to 1927 code for a protein of 575 amino acids. The transcript is spliced from 20 exons. Gene Ontology annotation, biological process: proton transmembrane transport; potassium ion transmembrane transport. Lineage: Eukaryota; Viridiplantae; Streptophyta; Magnoliopsida; Caryophyllales; Amaranthaceae. Gene Ontology annotation, cellular component: membrane. Gene Ontology annotation, molecular function: potassium:proton antiporter activity.
GCGCACAGCAGCAGCAGCACAGUAGAGCAGCACAGAAGCCUUAGAAUGCGCGCGUGAAAUCUAAAUCUCCAAUCUCUUUCUCUCUCUCUUCUGUGCGCACCUCAAUUUUCCCCCUUUCCUCUUUCUAUUACUUGUUUCUUUUUCCCUCCCUCUUUUCUCUUCUCUUCUUGAGAGAUUUUCUCUCUCCUCACAAACAACAAUGAGGAUACUCUCUCUCUCAUCACUUCUCAUUCUCGAUCUUCUCUUCUUCUCUAUAUCUUUUUCUCUAUCUCUUAACGAUUCCUUCGUUGAGCGCAACAAUGCCGAUCUUAAUCUCAUUGAUGCUAACUCUACCAAUUCUACUGGUAGUUUCGCUGACAUGUUCGAUCGUGCUUUGGAGAAGGAAUUUACCGAGAAUGAUCAAACUGAAGCGACUGAUUCUGGGAGUUUUAACAACAGUGUUGCGGAGCAGCAGGCUGUUCUGGAGACAGUUGCUAGAGUGAGGUCGAAGAAAAAUGACACGAAGCAGGAGAAGUCUUUUCAGCUUCAUAAUGUUUUCAAUUUGGACAAUGAGAACCAAGCUGAGGAUACACCUACAUUGAUAGAUAGAAAGGAUAAUGUGUUCAUUAUAUCCAAUCCAAAAUCUAAGUACCCUAUGCUGCAACUAGACCUAAGAUUGAUAUCAGAGCUGGUUGUUGCCAUUGUAUCAGCAACAUGUGGUGGCAUUGCAUUUGCAUGUGCUGGACAGCCGGUUAUUACUGGGUAUCUGCUUGCAGGAUCUAUUAUUGGACCUGGAGGCUUCAGUUUUGUAACUGAAAUGGUGCAGGUUGAGACAGUGGCUCAAUUUGGUGUUAUAUUUCUUUUAUUUGCGCUAGGCUUGGAAUUCUCUGCAGCCAAGCUUCGUGUGGUACGAGCAGUAGCAAUUCUGGGGGGCAUAUGCCAAAUUUUCCUGUUCAUGUUUCUCUGUGGGAUAACAGCUUCAUUAUGUGGUGCUAAAACUUCUGAAGGUGUUUUUGUUGGCUUAUUCCUGUCGAUGUCAUCAACAGCAGUGGUCUUGAAGUUUUUGAUGGAAAGAAAUAGUGUUAAUUCUCUUCAUGGUCAAGUCACUAUCGGCACCCUGAUCUUACAGGACUGUACUGUAGGAUUGCUUUUUGCGUUCUUACCAGUUCUUGGUGGUAGCUCCGGUGUUCUUCAAGGUGUUAUAUCCAUGAGUAAAUCGUUUCUCACUUUGAUCUCCUUUUUGGCGAUCUUGUCAAUAUUAACUCGAACUCUUGUCCCGCGGUUCCUUAAGCUGAUGAUAAGUCUUUCUUCAGAGACAAAUGAACUUUAUCAAUUGGCAUCAGUCGCUUUCUGCUUGCUCGUUGCUUGGUGUAGUGAUAAGCUGGGUCUAAGCCUUGAAUUGGGAUCCUUUGCGGCUGGAGUUAUGAUUUCAACCACUGAUCUUGCUCAGCAUACACUUGAACAGAUUGAGCCAAUUCGGAACUUCUUUGCUGCUCUUUUCCUUGCAAGCAUCGGAAUGCUGAUACAUGUUCAUUUCCUCUGGAAUCAUGUUGACAUUUUACUGGCAGCUGUCAUAUUAGUGAUUAUCAUUAAAACUGUUGUGGUUGCGGUUGUAGUCAAGGCAUUUGGUUACAACAAUAAACAAUCACUGCUGGUUGGGAUGUCCUUGGCACAAAUUGGAGAAUUUGCUUUUGUUCUCCUGAGCCGUGCUUCUAAUUUGCAUCUGGUUGGGGGAAAAGUUUACUUAUUGUUGCUUGGCACAACUGCUCUCAGUUUGGUGACAACACCAUUACUUUUUAAGUUAAUACCUGCAGUCGUACAUCUUGGAGUAUUGUUGCGGUGGUUUUCUCCUGAAAAUUCUAGUGAGAUUGGAUUUAAAGGCGAUAGCCUUCGCUCAGACAGUGCUAAGCUUAUUGGUUUGAUCGUCCAAGGGCCUCAUGAUUCAUGAUAUUAAAUAAAAACAUGAACCAGAAAAGCAAAUUUCGGGUAUUACCUGAUGUGCUUCUUACUCUGGGGGACAGGUGCCUAAGAGUGCGAAGGAGGUUGACUGAAAAUCAACUUUUGCCAUGCUGCUCCAGAAUUGGUGUCUACUGUAUACAAAAUCUCUGGCAAAUUGCGUAGUGACGGUAUAUGGCAAGUAAAGAAUGGAAAAUGUACAAAGAAACAAUUCAACUUGCCAAAGUUUACCUCAGAUGAUUGUGUUUCCACAUUACGUGCAUAAUUUUUUGUAUCAUAGUGUUCAUUUUUUGUAAUGUAAUUCAUUUUAUUUUUCCUGUUUUCCAACCCAACGGGGUUCUUCAGUUUAGUAGAACUUCGAUGCAGCUAUAGGAUCGUUACUUGUAUAAUCAGAGCAUAUAUUCUCCCGAGUGUUCCACACUAGAUAGAUCUAAAAUGUAGUUACCGGCAAUGAGCAAGAAAAUUCUGUGCUUUUUGUAAUUUGAGAAUCUUCACUUCAUGUUGAAUGCAAAUUUUGGGCGGUCGUA